This is a messenger RNA of Symbiodinium necroappetens, 540 nucleotides long. The record is from the annotation of a GenBank genome assembly. Lineage: Eukaryota; Dinophyceae; Suessiales; Symbiodiniaceae.
AUGCACCCGGUGGGCACUGUCUUGGCAGGGGCUCAUGAUGAGAAGGUAAAAAUGGUCGCGCGGAUUGCCACGUCCCUGGAUUUCCUUGGCAUCAAUGCAUACGGGGAGGACUCGCUGAAGGUUGGGACGACCCUGCAGCGCCUGGGAGUGACCUUGCCCUAUGCCCUGAUGGAGUUUGGCCCGACAGGGCAUUGGGCUUCGCCCGUGACAGCCUGGGGCUCCUAUAUCGAGGAGAGCUCCACCGAGAAGGUGCCGAGGUAUAUGGCAACGUGUGAGCUAUGCUUCUCUGAUCCACAGUGCAUUGGUGCCUUCGCCUUCGUGUGGGGAUGGAAGUGGGAGAAGACAGGAACCUGGUACGGCCUCUUCAAUGAGUGGCCCGAGGUCACCACGGAACUAACCAAGGCCAACUGUACCACCUGCGAAGCCGAGGUUCUUGGUGCUCUGCAGAAGUGCUGGACGGGUCAGGACAAGAGCAGUAAAGCCCCAAGCCUCCACGACGUGAAGCUCAAUGGAGAGGCCUUGGAAGGCAUGCGCUUCUCG